AUGGGAGAAGUGGGUCCAAAGGGAGACAAAGGAGAGAGGGGAUGGAGAGGCCUCUAUGGAGACAUCGGGAGUCCUGGAAUGAUAAAGGGCGCUAAGGGACUUAAAGGAAAUCAGGGGGCGAAGGGCGCCAAAGGACACACAGGGCCGACUGGAGAAAAGGGGGGCAGAGGAAUCGCUGGAAAGCGCGGAGCAAAAGGAGACUCAGGCCUGAAAGGAGACCCGGGCCCCAGAGGAGAGCCGGGGCCCAGAGGAGAUAACGGUCACAGAGGAGCUGUGGGACCUAAAGGAUCCUCUGGACCUUUGGGAAAGACGGGUCACGCAGGUCCAGCAGGACUCCAUGGUCUUCCUGGAGAAUCUGGAAAUCCAGGACAAGUGCAUGUGCUGCCAGGACUUCAGGGAGACCCCGGAGAUCCAGGGGCGGCCCCUCGGUGCAACUGCUCCAGUAAUCAGAUGUUCAAAGAGGACAACAGAGUGUACAGCAUCUUUGUGGCAGACGGAGAGAAGCAGAUGCGGAGGCUGCGAGCCGAGAAUGUGAUGGUUCUGAGGCCGGACAGAAAGUCUCUCUACAUUUACAGCAACUCACAGUGGAUCAAUGUUUUGGAGGACACAAUAAACUGA
This is a messenger RNA of Knipowitschia caucasica, 618 nucleotides long. The record is from the annotation of a GenBank genome assembly. NCBI's taxonomy places the organism in Eukaryota, Metazoa, Chordata, Actinopteri, Gobiiformes, Gobiidae.